Scleropages formosus (Asian bonytongue) is the source of this 1290-nucleotide messenger RNA. RefSeq names its product phosphoserine aminotransferase 1 (gene psat1). Gene Ontology annotation, biological process: L-serine biosynthetic process. Bases 77 to 1183 code for a protein of 368 amino acids. The transcript has 9 exons. Gene Ontology annotation, cellular component: cytoplasm. Gene Ontology annotation, molecular function: O-phospho-L-serine:2-oxoglutarate transaminase activity; pyridoxal phosphate binding. The record is from RefSeq and is a predicted model, not a curated record. NCBI's taxonomy places the organism in Eukaryota, Metazoa, Chordata, Actinopteri, Osteoglossiformes, Osteoglossidae.
GGCGCCGGCAUAGCACUGAAGCAACAGACACUCGUCGAAGUACGGUGAAGAGAAGCGCCGUGAGUCGGAGAGCAGCAUGGAAAAGAAACGGACGAUCAAUUUUGGCGCAGGACCUGCAAAACUUCCGCAGUCCGUUCUUUUUGAGGCACAAAGGGAGCUGUUGGACUACAACGGCAUCGGCAUUAGCGUUCUGGAAAUGAGCCACCGGUCGUUGGAUUUUGCAAAAAUUAUCAACACGACGGAAAACCUUCUGCGCGAACUUCUGAACAUUCCGGAGAACUACAAGGUGAUGUUCCUGCACGGUGGUGGCACGGCGCAGUUCAGUGCCGUGCCCCUCAACCUGAUAGGUCUGAAGGAGGACCGGUGUGCGGACUACCUGGUCACGGGCACCUGGUCCGCCAAGGCAGCGAAGGAAGCGGAGAAAUACGGCAAGGUGAACGUUAUACACCCCAAACUGGGCAGUUACACAAAGAUUCCCGACCCCGGCAGCUGGACCCCGAACCCCUCGGCUUCCUACGUCUAUUACUGCUGCAACGAGACGGUGCACGGCGUGGAGUUCGACUUCGUACCCGACGCCGGGGGCGUCGUCCUCGUCAGCGACAUGUCAUCCAACUUCCUGUCAAGACCCGUCGAUGUGUCGCAGUUCGGGCUGAUCUUCGCUGGGGCGCAGAAGAACGUGGGCUGCGCGGGGGUGACUGUGGUCGUCGUGCGGGAAGACCUGCUGGGCAAGGCACGGAAGGAGUGUCCCAUCGUUCUGGACUACGAAGUUCAGGCAGGGAACGGCUCUCUGUACAACACCCCUCCCUGCUUCAGCAUCUACAUCAUGAGUCUGGUUUUGGAGUGGAUCAAGAACAACGGUGGCACCGCGGCCAUGGAGAGACUCAACAAGCAGAAGUCGAACAUGAUUUACGACAUCAUUAAUGGGUCCGGCGGUUUCUACGUGUGCCCUGUGGAUAUGAGCUGCAGGAGCCGCAUGAACAUCCCAUUUCGUAUUGGAGGGAAGGAAGGGGAUGAAGCCCUGGAGAAGAAGUUCUUGGAUGGAGCUUCAAAGUUGGGAAUGAUCUCCCUGAAAGGGCACCGGUCCGUGGGGGGUAUCAGAGUAUCGCUGUACAACGCUGUAACCAUGGAGGACGUGGGCGUGCUGGCAGCCUAUAUGAAGGAGUUCCUGCAGGAGCACCAGUAGGGAUGGAUGCGUUGCACCACUGAGCUGCAAUAUAUAUCUUCCCACACUGUUAGUGUUGUUUAGAGGAGUUAAUGGAUGUCAUAGAGCAAAGAUUUAGAGAGAAAACU